Kluyveromyces marxianus DMKU3-1042 is the source of this 2163-nucleotide messenger RNA. RefSeq names its product putative ferric-chelate reductase (gene FRE8). Gene Ontology annotation, cellular component: plasma membrane. The coding region runs from base 1 to 2163 and encodes 720 amino acids. Lineage: Eukaryota; Fungi; Ascomycota; Saccharomycetes; Saccharomycetales; Saccharomycetaceae. The record is from RefSeq and is a predicted model, not a curated record. The transcript has a single exon.
AUGCAUAGUUGGCUAUUUGAGUUUUGGGAAUGGUUAAGAGACCAUUGCCCCAGUUUCGAUAGGGGAACGCCCAAGCCAUUGAGAUCAUGGUUAGUACGACGUUCUGGACUUACGAUUAUGGGGAUAUCUAUGGUGAUUAUAUUUUUUGUGAUCCCGUUGAGUAACUAUCUAAAGCUUAAACCGUUUUUCUUCAAGGUUGAGCACAGACUUAAGCAUCAUACUUUCAAAAGGACUGCAUGGAUCCAUAAAUCGUCGAUUUACCACAAUGAGUCGUUGCAAAUCACUGUGUUCUGGACCGUUUUGAUGUUUACAUUGGUGCUAUACGAUUGUAAUAAUGACCUUUUGAUCAUAACGAAGAGGCUCGGACGGAUACCGGUUUGCAUGAUGCCUGCUCUUCUAUUUCUAACGACACGGCCAUCACCGCUACCGCAUGUGCUAUACUUUUCGCUACUUCCUUUGCACAAGUGGAUUUCGAGGAUUGUUGUGCUCCAGUCGUUGUUGCAUACGAUACUAUACACGAUUCAGUAUGCAAGAAAGGGUACGCUUGCCAAGUUGCAAAAAUUGGCGAACGUCUGGGGUAUUAUUGCUAUGGCUCUUUUCCUCUUGAUUGGGAUCACAUCUUUGCCCAAAAUCAGGAGGGUCAAUUUCCAGCUUUUCUAUUGCGUUCACUAUGCGGCUACUUGGAUGAGCGUCGUUUUGCUUCAAUAUCACGCUCGCCCCAAUAUGAAUAUGGUGUCUAUCAUAAAUGUGACGCUUCUUGUGGGCCAGAUUGUGUACCGUGUGUGGCACACCAAGGUUUCGACCAUUUCAGUUAUACCUGUGUCGCCGUCGAUUAGUGUGGUGGAGUUCCCGAUGUCAGAUUUAUGCAAGAAACCUAUCUUGCCCUCGGGCCAUAUUCGCAUGAACAACUAUCACCGUUUCUGGUUGAAGCGUUGGUUUUAUCAUUUGAUUCCCUUCCAGCACCCUUACACUAUCGCAUCGUUGCCCAACGAGCCAACGGUAAGGCUUAUCGUGAGAACUGGGAGGUUCCCCUUGAGAACGAAUUCAAAAUACUACAUUACAGGAGCUUUUGAACCCAAGGUGGACUUCAUGUCUAAGAAGGAUGCUAGAAAUAAUCACAGGCUUUUGCCAUUCCAGAGUGCCACUCCGACCUUGUUACUAUCGCCGCUAUCCUUCAAUAUCAAUGCCAAGAGAGUGUUCAUGGUUGUUGGUGGGAGUGCUAUAUCGUUUGGUUUACCCAUGCUACGUAUAUUGAACUUUAACGGUGUAACGGUUAAGCUGCUCUGGGUGACUAGGGACCAUAGGGAUAUGAAGAUUCUAAAUGUGUUCAAGAAUAACUAUUCGGGACUCGAGAUAUAUGUUACCGGGACCUUGGGUGCUGAGCAAGACUUACAGAUUGAUUAUGUUGACUAUGGACCGGACACCCUGGGUGAACUGGAGAAUAGUUCGGCACAAUCUCAUCAGUUGCAGUCUCAAUCUCAAUCACAAUCACAAUCACAGGAGCACCAACACCUGCUGCAAACGCCUAUAAAACGCCGUCGCUCGCACCAAAGUUUACAGAGUCCAGCAUUACCAUCUUCGUCUGACCUUAACCCAACGACUAGUCUGAAUAGCGAUUCUCAAACGCAUUAUGGUUCGUUACCUACAGAUAAGGGAGGAUUGUUUUCUGCUGAGUUAGGCACAAGCGCGAAGGAUAACGAAGAUGAGUUCGAUUUCACAGACCUCUUCAGUGCCUCGGCCACCUUAAAGAGGAAGAAAUCUGUGCCAAAGAUCCAAGAAAUGCCUCCAAGUCCCUUCCAUAAAGACGAAAUGUUCCGUAAGCCAAAGGUGGUGAUACCACCUAAUGACGAAAACUAUAAGAGUGAUACCGAAAGUUUAGAAGAAGAUGAUAUGAAACUGACGAUUCCUGCAGGUGUCAAACUAGUGUUUGGAAGGCCAAAGCUCUCUCAAUUAGACUAUCAGUGGUGUUUGCAAAAAGAAUGUGCCCCACCUUCAGAAGUUGACAAUUGUUGCGUCAUGAGCGCUGAUAAUAAUGUCACUCACGUGGAUGAUCUAGCCAAGGUCUGGGUCAUAGCGGCUGGUCCCAGGGGUUUAGUCGACAGCACCAGGAGAUGGGCAAAGGAUGGUGGCUUGCAUUUCCACGAAGAAAGUUUCAGUGUGUAA